This is a messenger RNA of Cavenderia fasciculata, 777 nucleotides long. RefSeq lists its product as uncharacterized. The coding region runs from base 1 to 777 and encodes 258 amino acids. NCBI's taxonomy places the organism in Eukaryota, Evosea, Eumycetozoa, Acytosteliales, Cavenderiaceae. Gene Ontology annotation, cellular component: endomembrane system. The record is from RefSeq and is a predicted model, not a curated record. The transcript is spliced from 2 exons. Gene Ontology annotation, biological process: vacuolar proton-transporting V-type ATPase complex assembly.
AUGGAUAUAGAAUUCAAAUUUACACCUGUAUUAAAGAGUGCAGUUGAUAGAGUCAUCAUUCAUAGUCAAACAUUGGGUAUUGACAAGGAGCAAUUAGCGCUACUCGAAAGUUUCAUAAAGCAUUCAAAACCGGGCAUACCAUAUGCUCUCAUUAAACAAAUAUCAACAUACUUGAAACAAAUAUACAAUACAACAACUAAUAAUACUACCGAGAAUGAAAAGAAACAAGACAACAACAACAAUCCACCAUGUUAUUUACAAGAUUUAUUAAAAGGUUCAACUGUUUACAUUCAACCUAAACCAAUUGUUCAAGAAUCAGCAGAGAUAACAGCAAAGAGAAUAUACUUACAAAACAAAUUAGAGAAUCAAAGAUAUGAUAAGAUGACAAAGAAUGUUGGUGUAAAGCAAGAAGAGGAUCCAAUGGAGUUGGGUGAUUUCCGUUCGCAAUUGUCGAUCGGUGUCAAUAUAUUGGUCACCUUUUUCACAUUGUUGGCAUGUGGUCUGUUUGUUGGUGGCAAGUAUUGGGACAGUUAUCUCAUUGGUCUUGCUUUUGGACUUGGAUGUGGCAUUGCUGGUGUCGCUGUUGAAACAUGGCUCUACGUUAUCAAAUCCACUGAAUCACAAAUGAAAAAGACAAAGGAUGACAAACUAGACGCUAGAAAGAAGUUUAUCGAAAUUAGAAAGAUAACAAGAGAGAUUAAGAAAUCAAAUGAGAAACCUUUAUUAACUGCUGCUGCCGAUUCGCCGUUGGAUGAGCACGCCAUUGCAUUCUCCUAA